AUGACGACCCGAUACCGCGUGGAAUAUGCGCUCAAGACGCACCGCCGAGACCAGUUCAUCGAAUGGGUCAAAGGCCUCCUCGCCGUGCCGUUUGUUCUCUACUCGCAGCCCACCGGCGUCGUCGGCGACGGCACCAGCAUCGCCAAAAUGUCUGAGGAGGCGCAUCGCCGCUACGCCGAAAUCAUGGGCGACGUCGAGGUCAUGAUUGACGAUCACAUUUCCCGUCAAAACCUAGACUCUCCGAUCCCGUCCAAGCUCGGGAUGCUGGUCCCAACGGCCGGGCCCUUCUUCACUCGCCUUCCACUAGAGGCGGCCUUCAAGUACCAGGACCGCAAGCGCUAUAUUUCUUGCCGCCGCUACGUCGCGCCCUCGUUCAACGACGUCCGCCUCGUUCUCAACUCGGCCCAGAUCAUGGCCGUUACCAACGGCACUCUACAGCUCGCCACGUUUGAUGGUGAUGUCACGCUCUACGAGGACGGCCAAAACCUGGAGCCUAGCAGUCCGAUUGUGCCUCGUCUGAUGCACCUGCUCCGCAACAAUAUCAAAAUCGGCAUCGUCACCGCCGCCGGCUACACGACGGCCGACGGCUACUACGGGCGCCUGCACGGUCUUCUCGAGACCAUUGCCGCGUCGACCGAGCUCAACCCGGUGCAGAAGCAGAACCUCGUCAUCAUGGGCGGCGAGGCCAACUACCUAUUUGAGUACUCGCAGUCGUCCCCGCACCGCCUCGCCCCCGUGCCGCGCGCGCAGUGGCUCACGCCGGAAAUGGCCACCUGGUCCGAGGCCGACAUCACGGCGCUGCUCGACGUCGCCGAGACGGCCCUGCGCGACUGCCUGCGCUCCAUGAACCUACCCGCGCGGCUCAUCCGCAAGGACCGCGCCGUCGGCAUCAUCCCGGACCCGCCGCACGUGCAGAUUGCCCGCGAGAGCCUCGAGGAGACGGUCCUGGUCGUGCAGCGCAUCCUGGAGAUUAGCAGCCUGGGUCUGCGCGCCCAGGCCCAGGCGGCGGCCGCGAGCAAGGUUGUUGGGAGUAAUGGUGGUAGCGCGGCGCGGUCGGACAAGAAACCUGCCGGCGUGCCGUUUUGCGCCUUCAACGGCGGCCGCGACGUGUUUGUCGACAUUGGCGACAAGUCGUGGGGCGUAGCCGUGUGUCAGCAGUGGUUCGGGCGGCGCGAUGCCGGCGCCGGCGCGGCGUCCAUCAAGGGCGAGAACACGCUCCACGUCGGCGACCAGUUCCUCAGCGCCGGCAGCAACGACUUCAAGGCACGCAGCGUGGGCACCACGGCGUGGAUCGCAAGUCCCUCGGAGACGGUCGAGCUACUGGACGAGCUGGCGGACCUGACGCAGAAGAAGCUGGAAUGA
This is a messenger RNA of Cordyceps militaris CM01, 1362 nucleotides long. Its product is annotated as IMP-specific 5'-nucleotidase 1. The transcript is spliced from 4 exons. Gene Ontology annotation, molecular function: magnesium ion binding. The record is from RefSeq and is a predicted model, not a curated record. NCBI's taxonomy places the organism in Eukaryota, Fungi, Ascomycota, Sordariomycetes, Hypocreales, Cordycipitaceae. Bases 1 to 1362 code for a protein of 453 amino acids. Gene Ontology annotation, biological process: nicotinamide riboside biosynthetic process; inosine salvage; nucleotide metabolic process.